Molecule: messenger RNA, 1245 nt
Organism: Rotaria socialis
Lineage: Eukaryota; Metazoa; Rotifera; Eurotatoria; Philodinida; Philodinidae
Source: the annotation of a GenBank genome assembly
AUGGUUGUAUCUUCGAGAGUGGCUAAAGUGGAUACAAUAAAGCGAUGUUUACCAAAUCUUCAUUCACUUGGAGAGCUUUUAUUACCGUGUUUUCUUCGACAAUUAUUUACAUUAACCGUACUGUUGAGCUUAUUAUGCUUAUUAGUGAGCUAUGCAUUAGCAGGUAGCCAAGCGUUUUCAAGCUUAUUGCAUGUCGAUUAUUUAAAAAUGAUUCCGUUUUUUUGUUGGACAUGGACAAUUGUCAUUGUUUUUCUUCAUACAUUUAUUCAACCGAUUAUCUCAGUGUUAACUUUUCUUAAAGGAACACUUUUUACGGGAACGGUCGUCGUAACAUUACUAGUUGGAUUGAAAAUAAACAAUCCAGUAAAAAAUGAUUAUACAGCGAUGGGAGAUUCAUUUUUAAUGAGUACAAUUGCAUUGGGCGGUUUAAUGAAUGUCAUGCCAUUAAUGUUUUCAAAACUGAAGCAGACACGAGAGGAGAUUAUUGGCUUUAAUGUAGCUUUAUUUCUUGGCUUAACAACAUGCGUUAUUUUGAAUAUUCUUUGGUGUUGGUCAAUAUUAGCUGUUGUCCCACAACACAGUACAUGUUUAUCAACUAAUAUAAAUGGAACGAUUCAAAUGGCAUUUAAUCCUUUAAAUGAAUCACAAAUUCGUGACCGAUGCAUGCUGUAUUCACCUUCAUUAAAAAAAGCGGCAUUAGGUGGACAAAUUUCAACUGUACCAUUAAGCGAGGUUCUUGAAAAUGAUGAAUUCAAAUUUUUUCAAUAUGUUUCAUUUAUUGUUCAAUUAUUUAUUGUAAUAAGUAUUUCAGUUUCUUUCAUGACUAUGGGUUCAGCAUUACAUCAUACAAUCAAAGGUGUUGUUGAUUCAUUUUGGAAUCCAACAUUAGAAGCAGAAACAAAUUUAGCAAAAUAUGGAAAUCCUUUUCAAUAUAUUACAGCCCGACGAAUUACUCAAUGGUUUUGUUCUUUGGUUAUUUUCUCAGUUGUGUUUGCUAUUGCAAUGAGUAAUCCGAAGAGUUUUAAAACUAUUCUUGAACAAGCUGGAAGUCUUUUUCAAAAUAUUGAAAUGGGUUUGUUUCUUGCAAUAAUGAUUUAUAAAGUUUCAACAGCAGAAUAUUGCCAUUAUAUACUACCAUUUCAAUUACCACGAUGGUUUACUUUUUUACAAUGGAUUAUUCCAGCGUAUUUUGGUAGUGCUGUUUUUUACGACAUAUAUCAUAUAAUUCAACACUAUACAAAAUAA